Fomitopsis serialis is the source of this 453-nucleotide messenger RNA. RefSeq lists its product as uncharacterized. NCBI's taxonomy places the organism in Eukaryota, Fungi, Basidiomycota, Agaricomycetes, Polyporales, Fomitopsidaceae. The transcript is spliced from 2 exons. The annotation marks the transcript as partial. The record is from RefSeq and is a predicted model, not a curated record.
AUGACGACGAGCAACAUCUUUAAGCUCGACGAGACAAACUACGCCGAGUGGGCUGUAGUGAUGCAGGCCCUGCUGGUCCGGAAGGGACUGUGGGAAGUGACCGGAGGUACGGCUAAGGAGAGGCCAAUGGGGAGUGACUCGGCGAAGACGGUGAAAGCGCUCGAGACGAUGCACCAGGCCCGAGGCUUGGGGACUCGCCUCUCGCUCCGCCGCAAGUUCUACGCGAUGAAGAUGACCAGCUCGAUGCAGGCGUGGAUCGCCGCUGUCGCCUCCGCUGCCUUCCGACUCGAAGCCGCCGAGGUCACCGUUACCGACGAAGAUCAGAUCUUGGUCCUGAUGAACGGGUUACCGGAUUCGUACGUUUCCUUCGCCAUCUCCCUCGAUGCGACCCCUCCCGACGACCUCACCCUCGACUACGCGAUUGUGCGACUCAUUAACGAGUACGAGCGCCAG